UCAUUUUUAAAUUUGUAAUCAGUACGUUUUUUUUAACACCCUGUCCCCAUGUAUGCACAAAAAAGAUGAAAUGGAGCUAGAUGUCUUGGUCUUUGGUUCAUCAAAUAUUGAUUAUAUUAGCUAUGUCAAUGAACUGCCCAGAUCGGGAGAAACUGUUUUUGCCGUGCAUCGUGAGUGUUGUUAUGGGGGCAAGGGGGCUAAUCAGUGUGUGGCUGCUGCAAAAUUAGGUGCCAGAUGCGCUCUAAUCUCAAAACUGGGCAACGAUAAGUUAGGCGCACAAUACUUAGAAUACUUGAAAGAAUUGGAUAUCAAUGUAGAUCAUGUUCAAAUAGUUGAUGGCCAGUGCACUGGCCUAACUGAGAUCAAUGUGGCUGAAAAUGCUCGAAAUAUGAACAUUGUACUAUCUGGCGCGAAUAUGAUGCUAAAGUGCACCGAUGUUUUGAACGCCAGAAAAUUGUUCAGGCAUGCUAAAGUUCUACUUUGCCAACUGGAAACAGACGAGAGGAUUGUCCUCUUCGCGUUACAUCAAUUCAAGGGAGUGUCUAUAUUAAAUGUCUCGCCAGCCCACCCAGACAUGAAUUUGGAACUGAUCAGAGCACCAACGAUUCUAUGCUGUAAUAGAUUAGAGGCGGCGCAGCUAACCAAUCGUGAGCAGAUCGACACAUUGCAGGAUGCCAAAGCAGCGGCUACUGAUCUGAUUGAGAUGGGUGCCAAUAGUGUGAUCAUUACCAUGGGCGACAGGGGUGCCGUUUACAUGUCGAGGAGUGAACCGGAUUUGUGCACCUAUGUCCCCGCACCACGCGUCCACUGUUUGACGGAUACUUCGGGUGCGUCCGAUGCUUUUCUGGGCAGCUUGGCUUAUCACAUAUCAAUCUAUCCCAAUUUGAUGCGAGAGAGUCACAUUAGUGCUGCCAAUAUUUGUGCCGCACAUGCUGUUGGCCAUCGCGGCACCCAACCCAGCUUUCCGGGCCCGGAACUGUUUCAGGAACGUCUAUGCCAGUACGAUCCAUUAUACUUCAUUAUUGAGGAUGAAGCUGCAGUGUCAGAAGCCGAGGCUAAAGCAACUGAAACUCUGGUGGAGUGUGAGUGUGUUUGUGAUGUACCAAUGACAAUGGCAACGCCAGAGCCAAUGCCAGUGCCUGAGCCAACGAGAGCGCCUAUAAUAGUUCCAGUAGCAAUACCAGAGCCAGAGCCAGAGCCAGAGCACGAGCCAAUAGCAGUUGCGGAGCCAAAAACGAUGCCAGUACCGGCAAAAGAGCCAGAAGCUGAGGAGCCAAAGGUUCAGCCUGCGCGAAGAAGCCUGCCACUGCCACUUGGUAUGCCGCGAAAGUCGAAGCAAGAAAGUUGUGAUUCUGGCAGUGACUUAUCUGGACGGUUAAAAAAAGAGAAAGCAUUGCAAAAGGAGGAUCAUUCCGAUGAAGAAGGUGAUAAACGUACGAAAAAAUCUAAGGCACAAGGCAGGAGAGGCUCAAAGAUUGCACCGGUGCCAAUAGCUGCACCAGUGCCCAUAGGAUUCCCGCGAAAAUCGAAGCAAGAAACUUGUGAUUCUGUGAGCGAGUUAUCUGGACACGUAUCUAGAAAGAGAAAGUAUCAUAUCAGCGAUGAUGAAGGUGACCGACAUGUAACAACCCGCACUUCUAAUAAGCCCAUGGUGCUGGGUACUAAGGAAACGAAGUCCAGAAAACCGCCAGUGGUAGCACCUAUACCUCUGCCAAUUUGUGUCCCAAAAGCCAAGACAGAAAAAAAGCCAGCAGAACCAUGUGAGUCAGGUAGUGACAUAUCUGGGAAGAAGAAAACGCGGAAAAUAUAUCACUCCACCGAUGAUGAAGACGAGAUAGGUGCAAAAGCCCCCAGGACUAAGACAUCCAAGAGAGAAUGCUGCAAAUGGUUUUCGCCAGUAGCAGCGCCUGUACCACUGGCAACAUGUGAUUCAGGAAGUGACCUCUCUAGAGAGAAGAAAGCUCGAAAAGCGUAUAUUUCCUCGGAUGAUGAACGCGAGGGACAAAUGACAAGCCCCACAGUUAACAAACCCUUGGUGAUAGGCAAUAAAGAGACAAAGUCUGUGCCAGUGGCAGCACCUUUACCUCUGCCAGUAUGUACGCCACAGCCCAAGGCCGCAAAAAAACCUGUUGAACCAUGCGAUUCGGGGAGCGACGUAUCUAGAACGAAGAAAAUGCGAAAAUUGUAUCAUUCAACCGAUGAUGAAGACUACGAUGUUGCGACAAGCAGUAGAGCAAAGAAAUCCAGGGGAGAAUGUUGCAAAUGGUUUGCGCCAGUAGCAGCGCCUGUACCACUGCCAACAUGUGAUUCGGGCAGUGACCUAUCUAGAGAGAAGAAAGCGCGAAAAGCGUAUUUUUCCUCGGAUGAUGAAGGCGAAGGACAGGUGACAAGCCCCACAGCUAAUAAGCCUAUGGUACUCGGCAAUAAAGAGGGAAAGUUUGUGCCAGUGGCAGCGCCAUUGCCUCUGCCAAUAUGUGCGCCAGAACCGAAAGCCGCAAAGAAGCCUAGGGAACCAUGCGAUUCGGGUAGCGAGGUAUCUGGACCAAUAUCUAGAAAGCGGAGAGGAUAUCAUUCUACCGAUGAUGAAGGUGAAAGACAAAUGACAAGCCCCAUGGCUAAUAAGCCGAUGGUAUUAGGCAGUAAAGAGGAAAAGGGUCCUCAAGAGCGGAAGGUUACACCGGUAGUAGCACCCAUACCUCUACCGAUAUGUGUACCAACAUGCAAGACACGAAGAAAGUCAGUGCAAGCACGUGCUUCGGAGAAGAAACUGCCAAAAUUACCUCCACCUAUCGCUGCUGAAGUCGUCAAAACUCCUAAAGAACCCAGUGCUAAGAAACCCAAGGGAGAAUGCUGCAAGUGGCCAAAGUUUGCGCCUCUUUUAGCGCCUGUACCAGUGGCAACAUGUGAUUCGGGAAGUGACCUAUCGAGAGAGAAGAAAACGCGAAAAAUACAUUAUUCCACGGAUGAUGAAGGCGCAGGACAGGUGACAAGCCCCACAGCUAAUAAGCCUAUGGUACUCGGCAAUAAAGAGGCAAAGUCUGGGCCAGUGGCAGCACCUUUACCUCUGCCAGUAUGUGCGCCACAGCCCAAGGCCGCAAAAAAACCUGUUGAGCCAUGCGAUUCGGGGAGCGACGUAUCUAGAACGAAGAAAAUGCGAAAAUUGUAUCAUUCAACCGAUGAUGAAGACUACGAUGUUGCGACAAGCAGUAGGGCAAAGAAAUCCAGGGGAGAAUGUUGCAAAUGGUUUGCGCCAGUAGCAGCGCCUGUACCACUGCCAACAUGUGAUUCGGGUAGUGACCUCUCUAGAGAGAAGAAAACGCGGAAAGCAUAUAUUUCCUCGGAUGAUGAAGGCGAACGACAUCUAACAAGCCCCUCUGCUAAUAAGCCCAUGGUAUUAGGCAAUAUAGAUGCUAAGGCACCGCCAGUUUUAAUACCUCUGCCGGUAUGCGAUGCAACUUGCAAGACUCCAAAGCGGUCAGUGGAGCCAUGUGAUUCGGGGAGUGACGUAUCUAGGGAGAAGAAAACGCGAAAGGUGUAUCACUCCACCGAUGAUGAAGACGUGGAAGGUAUCAGAAUUAAGAAACCCAAGUUUAGUUGUUGCAAAUGGUUUGCGCCAGUAGCAGCGCCUGUACCACUGCCAACAUGUGAUUCGGGUAGUGACCUCUCUAGAGAGAAGAAAACGCGGAAAGCAUAUAUUUCCUCGGAUGAUGAAGGCGAACGACAUCUAACAAGCCCCACUGCUAAUAAACCCAUGGUGCUGGGGGAUAGAGACGCAAAGCCGCCGCCACUUUGCAUACCUCUACCGAUAUGUGUACCAACAUGCAAGACCCGAAAAAGGUCGGUGCAAGCACCUGAGUCGGAGAUGAGAGCCCCAAAAUUGCCUCCACCUUCUCCAUUCCCUGCUGAAGUAGUCAAAGGUACUAUGGAACCCAGGGUCAAGAAACCCAAAGGACAAUGCUGCAAAUGGUUUGCGCCAGUAGCAGCGCCUGUACCACUGCCAACAUGUGAUUCGGGCAGUGACCUCUCUAGAGAGAAGAAAACGCGGAAAGCAUAUAUUUCCUCGGAUGAUGAAGGCGAAAGACACCUGGCAAGCCCCACAGCUAAUAAACCCUUGGUGCUUGGAAAUAUAGAUGCAAAGGCACCACCAGUAAUACCUCUACCGAUAUGUGUACCAACUUGCCGUAUUCCAAAAAAGUCUGUGGAGCCAUGUGAUUCGGGGAGUGACGUAUCUAGGGAGAAAAAAACGCGAAAGGUGUAUCACUCCACCGAUGAUGAAGACGUGGAAGGUAUCAGAAUUAAGAAACCCAAGUUUAGUUGUUGCAAAUGGUUUGCGCCAGUAGCAGCGCCUGUACCACUGCCAACAUGUGAUUCGGGUAGUGACCUCUCUAGAGAGAAGAAAACGCGGAAAGCAUAUAUUUCCUCGGAUGAUGAAGGCGAACGACAUCUAACAAGCCCCUCUGCUAAUAAGCCCAUGGUAUUAGGCAAUAUAGAUGCUAAGGCACCGCCAGUUUUAAUACCUCUGCCGGUAUGCGAUGCAACUUGCAAGACUCCAAAGCGGUCAGUGGAGCCAUGUGAUUCGGGGAGUGACGUAUCUAGGGAGAAGAAAACGCGAAAGGUGUAUCACUCCACCGAUGAUGAAGACGUGGAAGGUAUCAGAAUUAAGAAACCCAAGUUUAGUUGUUGCAAAUGGUUUGCGCCAGUAGCAGCGCCUGUACCACUGCCAACAUGUGAUUCGGGUAGUGACCUCUCUAGAGAGAAGAAAACGCGGAAAGCAUAUAUUUCCUCGGAUGAUGAAGGCGAACGACAUCUAACAAGCCCCACUGCUAAUAAACCCAUGGUGCUGGGGGAUAGAGACGCAAAGCCGCCGCCACUUUGCAUACCUCUACCGAUAUGUGUACCAACAUGCAAGACCCGAAAAAGGUCGGUGCAAGCACCUGAGUCGGAGAUGAGAGCCCCAAAAUUGCCUCCACCUUCUCCAUUCCCUGCUGAAGUAGUCAAAGGUACUAUGGAACCCAGGGUCAAGAAACCCAAAGGACAAUGCUGCAAAUGGUUUGCGCCAGUAGCAGCGCCUGUACCACUGCCAACAUGUGAUUCGGGCAGUGACCUCUCCAGAGAGAAGAAAACGCGGAAAGCAUAUAUUUCAUCGGAUGAUGAAGGCGGAAGACAUCUAACAAGCCCCUCUGCUAAUAAGCCCAUGGUGUUAGGCAAUAUAGAUGCUAAGGCACCGCCAGUUUUAAUACCUCUGCCGGUAUGCGAUGAAACUUGCAAGAUUCCAAAGAGGUCAGUGGAGCCAUGUGAUUCGGGGAGUGACGUAUCUAGGGAGAAAAAAACGCGAAAGGUGUAUCACUCCACCGAUGAUGAAGACGUGGAAGGUAUCAGAAUUAAGAAACCCAAGUUUAGUUGUUGCAAAUGGUUUGCGCCAGUAGCAGCGCCUGUACCACUGCCAACAUGUGAUUCGGGCAGUGACCUCUCUAGAGAGAAGAAAACGCGGAAAGCAUAUAUUUCAUCGGAUGAUGAAGGCGGAAGACAUCUAACAAGCCCCUCUGCUAAUAAGCCCAUGGUGUUAGGCAAUAUAGAUGCUAAGGCACCGCCAGUUUUAAUACCUCUGCCGGUAUGCGAUGCAACUUGCAAGAUUCCUAAGAGGUCAGUGGAACCAUGUGAUUCGGGGAGUGACGUAUCUAGAACGAAGAAAAUUCGAAAAUUGUAUCAUUCCACAGAUGAUGAAGAUUACGAAGCUGCAACAAGCACCAGGCCUAAGAAAUGCAAGUUAAAUUGCUGCAAAUGGUUUGCGCCAGUAGCAGCGCCUGUACCACUGCCAACAUGUGAUUCUGGGAGCGACAUCUCUAGAGAGAAGAAAACGCGGAAAGUAUAUCUUUCCUCGGAUGAUGAAGGCGAACGACAUUUAGCAAGUCCCACGGCUAAUAAACCCAUGGUGCUAGGCAAUAUAGACGCUAAAGCACCGCCCGUUUUAAUACCUCUGCCAGUAUGCGAUGCCGCUUGCAAGAUUCCAAAGAGGUCGGUGGAACCAUGUGAUUCGGGGAGUGACUUACCCGAACCAGUAUCUAGAAAGAUAAAUUAUUCCACCGAUGAUGAAGACUACGAUGGUCCAAUGGUAACUAAUAAAUUCAAAGGAUGUUGUGCUAUGAAAACAAGACCCCCGAUAAUUUGUGAUUCGGGGAGUGACGUAUCUGGUCCGGUACCUAGAAAGAUACCGUGUUCCAGCGAGAAUGAGGAAGAUGAGAUUAUAGUUGCACCUGUUGCUAGGAAAUCUAAAAUCAGUUGCGCUAGUUGCCACAGUUGUAACAGAAUCCGAGGCCGCGGUGAGGGUCGGCCGUGCAAAAGAAAAGGAUGAUGAUGAUGGUAGGAAUACCACCACGAAUAACAGCUACAAUCAGUCAAUAUUUUUACCAAUGGCAAUUGUGAUAACACUGUGGACAGCUUUGCCAAAAGCAAAGACCGUGCGAUUGUGGAAGCAACAAACGCUUGAUUCUGAUAGUAUCUUAUCUGGACCUGUAUUUGAAGCAAGCAAGUAAAUGGAAGAUAAACAUAUGAGAAGUCCCUCGGCUAAGAAACCCAUGGUACAUGGUAGCACCCAACAGAAGGCAAUAGCUUCUUGGCUUUCGCUGUGGACAUCAAUAGCACAAAUUUAGGUUUUCACAUAUGUCUACAACCAUUUUUACAUUUUUCUUUUACAUUUUGAUUCCUGUAUUUGAUCGCAUAGACCAGAUGAAUGGGCUUAUAAUUAAAUUGGACAUUUACCAAAAAUGUAUCUAACGUUUUAA
This is a messenger RNA of Drosophila mojavensis, 6782 nucleotides long. RefSeq lists its product as uncharacterized. The transcript has 3 exons. NCBI's taxonomy places the organism in Eukaryota, Metazoa, Arthropoda, Insecta, Diptera, Drosophilidae. Gene Ontology annotation, biological process: D-ribose metabolic process. Gene Ontology annotation, molecular function: ribokinase activity. Bases 53 to 6352 code for a protein of 2099 amino acids. The record is from RefSeq and is a predicted model, not a curated record.